Molecule: messenger RNA, 4341 nt
Organism: Oryzias latipes (Japanese medaka)
Lineage: Eukaryota; Metazoa; Chordata; Actinopteri; Beloniformes; Adrianichthyidae
Gene: rps6ka1
Product: ribosomal protein S6 kinase a, polypeptide 1
Biological process (GO): protein phosphorylation; intracellular signal transduction
Molecular function (GO): ATP binding; magnesium ion binding; protein serine/threonine kinase activity
Source: RefSeq, a predicted model, not a curated record
GGAACGCGUCGCUUUCUGACCUGGAAAAGCAAAAUCACGAAGAAGAAAGGCGUCAAUUUCUGACUGGUGCGACUUCGAACGCAAAAGAUUGCGCAAAAUCCGGCCAAUUUCAUAGUAUCUUUAGUUCUGCGGAGCUCUGAUAAUUAAAGGAGCUUGAAUCUCUUCGCUCCUGCCUGUCAGACGCAGAACCGGGGGCUUCCACGAAGCUCACCUGGCAGGAAGGACGAGGCUGUUUUCUCUUUCUGCGCCUUUCAGCGUUACUUUUCAAAACCCAAGCGACCGAGCGGCGCUUAAAUCAAAUCAAGGGAUUACUAUUGUUUGUAAGGCUAUUGGCUGCUGCGUCCCUGUGCGCGUCUUCCUCUCCGAGCUGAGGACAAAGUGCUGAUAAAUCCGCUCCUGCUGGACUUGGGACCUGAGCAACCAGCUUCUCUGAACGGACGAGAGCGCAACUGACAAAUCUGGGGAGACUUAAGUCACGGAAGGACAGCUGAGGGGAAACUGAAGAUCCGGCGAAAAUGCCUCUUGCACAAAUCGCAGAACCAUGGCCCCAAAUGGAACUGGUGCAACUGGAGACAGAGAAUGGCCAGAGCACUACUGAGGAUGGAGUGACAAAUGCUGACAAGGAAGACGGAGACGUCAAAGAGUACAACAUUACCAAUGUGGUUAAAGAGGGUUCGGAGAAGGCAGAUGCCUCCCAGUUUGAGCUGCUCAAGGUUUUGGGACAGGGGUCCUUUGGAAAGGUGUUCCUUGUGCGAAAGGUGACUCCUCCAGAUGCUAACCAGCUCUAUGCCAUGAAGGUUCUCAAGAAGGCCACACUGAAAGUGAGAGAUCGGGUCAGAACCAAGAUGGAAAGGGAUAUCCUUGCUGAUGUCAACCACCCAUUUGUCGUCAAGCUCCACUACGCAUUCCAGACUGAAGGAAAGCUUUAUCUGAUCCUGGACUUUCUCAGAGGGGGAGAUCUUUUCACCAGACUUUCUAAAGAGGUGAUGUUCACUGAGGAAGACGUGAAGUUUUACCUAGCAGAGCUGGCGUUGGGACUGGACCAUCUUCACAGCCUUGGCAUCAUUUACAGAGACCUUAAACCAGAAAACAUUCUCUUGGAUGAGGAGGGACACAUCAAACUCACAGAUUUUGGUUUGUGUAAAGAGGCGAUUGACCAUGAGAAAAAAGCUUACUCCUUCUGUGGCACUGUGGAGUACAUGGCUCCUGAGGUCGUGAACCGACAGGGACACACCCACAGCGCCGACUGGUGGUCAUUCGGAGUACUAAUGUUUGAGAUGCUGACAGGAGCGCUUCCAUUUCAAGGGAAGGACCGCAAGGAAACGAUGAACCUGAUUCUAAAGGCACGUCUAGGAAUGCCUCAAUUCCUGAGUGCGGAGGCCCAGUCUCUGCUCAGAGCUCUGUUCAAGAGGAAUCCCUCCAACAGACUGGGAUCUGGAGCUGACGGAGCAGAGGAGAUCAAGCGGCAUGGAUUCUUCGCUACUAUAGACUGGAAUAAACUCUUCAGAAAAGAACUCAAACCUCCAUUCAGACCAGCCGUUGCCCGUCCAGAUGACACCUUUUACUUUGAUUCAGAGUUCACUUCCCGCACGCCAAAAGACUCUCCUGGUGUGCCGCCAAGUGCAGGAGCUCAUCAGCUCUUCAGGGGCUUCAGCUUUGUUGCAUCAACUAUGUUGGAGGAGGAUGGUUCGGUGGAGCCGCCACAGCCCCCACCACACCCAGUGGUCAAGCAGCUGCAUGGGAAGAACUUGCUGUUCAGCGACGGGUACGUCCUCAAAGAGGACAUCGGCAUGGGGUCCUUCUCUGUCUGUAAGCGCUGCAUCCACAAAGCCACCAACACUGAGUAUGCAGUCAAGGUGAUUGACAAGACCAGCACAGACCCAUCUGAGGAGAUUGACAUUCUACUUCGAUAUGGACAGCACCCAAACAUCAUUACCCUGAAGGAUGUGUACGACAACGGGAAGCAGGUGUUCCUGGUGACGGAGCUGAUGCGUGGAGGAGAGCUGCUGGACCGGAUCCUCAAGCAGAAAUUCUUUUCAGAGCGAGAGGCCAGCGCUGUACUUCACACCAUCACCAAGACUGUGGAGUACCUCCACUCCCAGGGGGUCGUACACAGAGACCUGAAGCCCAGUAACAUCCUAUAUGUUGAUGAGUCAGGCAAUCCCGAGUCCAUCAGGAUCUGUGACUUCGGCUUUGCUAAGCAGUUGCGUGCCAACAACGGCCUGCUUAUGACCCCGUGCUACACGGCUAACUUUGUGGCUCCUGAGGUGCUGAAGCGUCAGGGUUAUGAUGAAGGAUGUGACAUCUGGAGCCUGGGAGUUUUACUGUACACCAUGCUGGCUGGUUUUACUCCGUUUGCUAACGGACCUGAAGAUACCCCAAACGAGAUUCUGAACAGGAUAGGGAAUGGUCAUUUCAGUCUGAAUGGAGGAAACUGGGACACAGUGUCAGACGCAGCCAAGGACCUUGUCUCUAAGAUGCUUCAUGUGGACCCCCUUCAGAGACUUACGGCUAAGCAGGUCCUCAAACACCCCUGGAUCGUCCAGAGAGAGAAGCUACCCAACAGCCAACUUCCACAUCAGGACCCUAAACUGGUCAAGGGUGCAAUGGCUGCAACCUACUCUGCCCUGAAGAACUCGCAGCCCACUCCAGAGCUGAAACCCAUUGAGAGCUCCUUCCUUGCUCAGAGGCGUGUGAAGAAGCUUCCCUCCACGUCUCUGUAGAGACUGAACACAGCCUAUCACCUCACUGGAGUCAAGACCACCCAGUCAGCUUGCUUUGGGGACAUAAUGUCCACCCGCCAAAAAUCAGCCAAGGAACACUGACUGUGAUCCUGCCUCCAUCAUGUGGCAUCAGUUCUCCUGCUCUUGCAAUCAUCCUCUUAGCUGCUGACCGCUACUUGGACCAGCAAAAUAUUAAAAGGAUGGAUUGGGAGCGAGAAGGGAACGAAGAAAAGAAAACAGAGGGAAAUGCAGGUUAUUUUGGCAGAUGUAGUAAAGUGUUGGUGUGAUUGUGUGUGUGUAUGUGUGCGUGCAUGACCUGCCACAAAGUAGAUGCAGCCAUGUUUUGGAUGGUGGCCAUUUCUCCUGAUCACUGCUGUAAUUGAUUCUGGCUGCACGCUGUUCUGUCUGCCUGUUUUGUUGUCCUUCCUGUUUUUUUUUCGUGAAGUCCAUGAGCUUUAAACUACUGGUCAUGCUGCCUAAUCAGUCUGUGCAGACAGCACCCAACCACAUCACUGUUAAACUGCUGUUAAAUGUUUGUUGAAUAGCAUUGUUAAAAUGAAUAUUGACCCUUUUUUUUCUUGCCAUUAAUGCCUCUUUGGCUUUGGUCCAACCACAAAAAGUGGCUUCUGGGAAAUGUCAAAUGCUAAUGUUUGGUAAAUGUUAAGCUUGAUUUUCAGCGUGCGUGUGUGUGUGUGCGUGUGUGUGUGUGUGUGUGUGCGUGUGUGUGUGUGUGGUGGGAUGCUGCAGAGUCAUGUGCAUGAUCUGGUGACGUGAUGAUGUAAUGUGGCUUCCUCUUUCGCUGCUCUCCCUUCUUCUCUGCUUGGACGAUCUGCUGGAAAACAGUUGAGACAUCUAUUAUUUUUAUUACUACAAAAAAUAGUAAAAUAGGUGGCUUUCUGUGAAAGAAGACCUGCCCAAGGAACUAUGUGGCAUGUUGGUACUUGCUAACUUCUUUGUAUUCUCUUUUUCUCCUCCCCUCUGUGUUUCUCUAUGCAUAUUGCAAGCUGUUUUUUUCUUUUGUGUGUGUUGGCUGCUUUCGUUGUUUUAUUUUUCUUCUCUUUUUUUUUUUUUUUUUUUUUGUCCAAAUAGUGGAAGACACGCUGAGCAAAUCUUGCUUUUGUUUUUUAGAAAUAAAAAAAAUGUUAGCAGACUGUUUAGCAAAACUGAGCACUCAAAUGUCAAUGCUUUCUAUUAAAUCGCUGGUAACAAACAGACCUGCACUCAUUCUGGAGUGUUCUGUUUCCCUUUCAUUAAAUAUAAUCCCAUCCUCUCUAUUGAUUAUAUGGCUCGCUAACACUCCAACUAUCAAUUAGAAAUCUUCUUAGUGGGAGUAAAGGUUUUCUCCUCACUUGCCUCAUAAACACCCAGUUUCAGCUCAGCAUUUAUACCCACAUGUAAGGCAGAAUUUCCACUGAACUGCCCAUUUCUGAAAGGGAAAGGCCUGAGUGGCUGAACCAACCAGUUGUCUUACCUCAAAAGGGAUCAAAUUAUGUUUCAACUUUUGUUUGAUGACAAACCUUUUCCUCCUUUGACUAAUGGUGUUAUGUUGAGAUGUUAUUGUAUGAUGAAGAUGAAGAUUUUUAUAUCUUACAAUAUUAAAAAUUGAGUUGCUAUGACA